GUGCUUCCGGUUCGCGUCAAAGUUCUGGUUUGAAUGCCUUCGGUUUAACGCGUUAUCUGUGGUCAAUACGUACUAGGGUAUAUGUCAUACAUGCGUCUAUCAAUUUACCGCGAAUUCUUGUAACAUUUUGCAUUUUGAAGGUGAUUUGCGUUACACCUCUGUAACAUAACUAAAUGUUAAUUUAUGACGACCGCGCACGCAAGAAUAUUUUACGAAAAUAUCUACAAUUUCACAGAUAAUAAUACGACGUCGAAUAUAAUGCCGUUGGCAAAUUUGACAGUUCCUUGGUCUGAGCAACAUAUAACUGAGAAGCACGAUGUAGACAUCCUCCAAUCAGAGUCUCAAGAGGAAAUAAUGAUAACUCAAGAAAAUGUAGUUGAACCUUCAAAUGGAUGUUCAGAAUCACAUGAAAUAGAAGUACGCGAAGUAGUAAGAGAUGGUCAUGAAAAAGCAGAUCCAUCUCAAUUUGAAUUGCUUAAAGUUCUAGGUCAAGGAUCCUUUGGCAAGGUUUUCUUGGUCAGGAAAGUUAUUGGAAAAGAUAGCGGCACACUUUAUGCUAUGAAAGUGUUAAAAAAGGCAACUUUGAAAGUUCGGGACAGAGUUAGGACAAAAAUGGAGAGGAAUAUAUUAGUGGAUGUUGAGCAUCCUUUUAUUGUUCGACUACAUUAUGCAUUCCAAACAGAGGGUAAUCUCUACUUAAUUUUAGAUUUUUUAAGAGGUGGUGAUCUAUUUUCAAGAUUGGCUCAAGAGGUAAUGUUUACUGAGGAUGAUGUAAAAUUUUAUUUAGCAGAACUUGCUCUUGCAUUGGGUCAUGUACAUAAACUUGGAAUUAUUUAUAGAGAUCUCAAACCAGAGAAUAUUUUGCUUGAUACUGAAGGUCACAUUUCUUUAACCGAUUUUGGUUUAAGUAAACAACCUUUAAAUGAUUGUACAGCAUAUUCAUUUUGUGGUACUGUAGAGUAUAUGGCACCUGAAAUUGUAACUAGGAAGGGCCACUCAUUUGCUGCAGAUUGGUGGAGUUUUGGUGUUCUUAUGUUUGAAAUGUUGACGGGAGCUCUUCCAUUCCAAGGAGCAAAUCGUAAAGAAACAAUGACACAGAUAUUAAAAGCAAAACUCGGAAUGCCGCUUAAUAUUUCACCCGAAGCCCAAGCACUUCUUAGAGUAUUAUUUAAAAGAAAUCCUGCAAACAGAUUGGGCUCUGGUGGAAUACAAGAAAUAAAAAAUCACGUGUUCUUUACUACGAUUGAUUGGGACGCACUUUACAAAAAAGAAAUAAAACCACCUUUUAAACCAGCUGUUAGUCAAGAAGAUGAUGCAUUUUAUUUUGAUAGUGAAUUUACAUGUAAAACGCCUAAAGAUUCUCCUGGAGUACCACCAAGUGCUAAUGCCCACGAAUUGUUCCGAGGGUUUAGCUUUGUCGCACCGUGCCUUCUUGAGGAUCACGUAAAAGCUCCUGAAUAUAAAAACUGUGAUAGUCUUAGUGCAACCUUUCCGACAUACGUGAGCCCCAUUUCUGUAACUGAUGAAUAUGAGUUUAAACAAGAAAUUGGUAAAGGAAGCUACAGUACUGUUUAUUUAGCUGUUCAUAAAGUUUCUAAGGCAGAGUAUGCUGUGAAGGUAAUUGAGAAAUCAAAAAGAGAUCCAACGGAAGAAAUAGAAAUUUUGCUACGAUAUGGAAGACAUCCGCACAUUGUAACUUUGAGAGCUGUUCAUGAAGAUGAUAAACGAGCUUAUCUUGUAUUAGAAUUAUUACGUGGUGGGGAACUUCUUGAUCGAUUACUACAAAGACGUAAUCUUACAGAAAAAGAAGCAGCUGAAGUGAUGUAUACAAUAGCUAAUGUAGUUAAUUAUCUUCAUGAAAAUGGAGUUGUUCAUAGAGAUUUAAAACCAUCCAAUAUAUUGUAUUCAAAAAUGGGAGCUGAUCCAACGACACUCUGUUUAUGUGAUCUUGGUUUCGCAAAACAGUUACGAGCGGAAAAUGGUUUAUUAAUGACUCCUUGUUAUACAGCAAAUUUUGUAGCACCAGAAGUGUUAAAACGGCAAGGAUAUGAUGCGGCAUGUGAUAUAUGGUCACUUGGUGUUUUGUUAUACAUUAUGUUAGCCGGAUACACUCCAUUUCGUAAUAGUCCUGGUGAUAGUGCCACAGAUAUAUUAGAUCGUAUUGGACCUGGUUAUAUUGACGUUGAAAGCGGUAUAUGGUGUCAAAUUUCGAAUGAAGCUAAAGAGCUUGUUAAAAGAAUGUUACACGUUGAUCCUAAUCGAAGGCCUACCGCAGCUGCCAUAUUAAAAUAUCCAUGGAUUGCCAAUCGCCAUCGUCUUCCUCAAAAAGCGUUACCUGAUAGUACUAGGGACCCACAUAGCCUAAAGAGAGCAGUAGCAGCAACAUAUAGAGCGAUGUCUAGCAGUCCAAGAUCACCUCAUAUCGGUCCCGUUGUCAUGUCUGAAUUGGCACGACGAAGAACACAAGCUAAGCCUACUGGUCCUACCGAAGUUUAA
This is a messenger RNA of Eufriesea mexicana, 2496 nucleotides long. RefSeq names its product ribosomal protein S6 kinase 2 beta. Gene Ontology annotation, biological process: intracellular signal transduction; protein phosphorylation. Bases 184 to 2496 code for a protein of 770 amino acids. Gene Ontology annotation, molecular function: ATP binding; magnesium ion binding; protein serine/threonine kinase activity. The record is from RefSeq and is a predicted model, not a curated record. The transcript has 12 exons. NCBI's taxonomy places the organism in Eukaryota, Metazoa, Arthropoda, Insecta, Hymenoptera, Apidae.